AUGACUGGAAUGAAUGCCAUUAAUACCCCUAUGCUUGAUAUUGCUUCAGAAACAGCGGAAAUAGAGGCAUGGGUAGCUUCGAAAAAUUGUAUUGAUGGGCUCGGUGGCAAUCAUUCUAUCUUCCAACCUCAAAAAAGCAUGAGCUACCGACCAUCACACGAAGCGAUUACUCAAGAAGAGUCAGAGUAUCCGUUGGAAUCCUCAAACGGGAACUAUAAGAGCAUUGAUCCUUUUCUUACGGAGAUCACGACAAUAACUGAGGCCAAUCAAGAGAGUUAUGAUUGUGGAUCGUUACCAAAGGAACGGGAAUAUCUACGGAAUGAAGAUAGGUUGGCGCUCGAGCCUUCAAGAAUAGACUCAGCAGCCGAUUCCCUUAAUGCUACAACAUCUGUUCUUGAUUCCACUCUGUCAUCUGCACUCGAAGCCUUCACCAUUGAGACACAACCUGCCAUUGAUGCUGGCGAGAUAAAACGAUUUAUGAAAAGGUCGCAUGCCCUCCUCGAGCUCGAAACCACUGAGAAGAGUUAUGUGGAUGAUUUGGACGUCCUUCUUCAUGUGUAUUUGCAAGCGCUCGAGUCAAAGUCAUGGUUUCCUCAACUGAUUCUAGCUAAGAUGCGACGAUGUGUUAGCGGGCUAUUGGUGAUGCACCGAGGGCUUCAUGCGCGUCUGAAAACUAGCAAGAUUUAUGAGUCUGAUCGCGACCAUCAAGCCCCUCUUAUAGUUUACAAGAAUCUAGCUGAAGCCUUUUCAUUGAUGAACCAUGGCAAUAGUCUAUAUGGUAUAUUUGCUGAGUUACGAAUGCGGACCAUAAAUGAAAUCAGUCGGUCUGGAGGUCAAGCAACCAUGGCUCUUUUACAGAAGGAGAGUAAGGAGCUUAUGGCAUUGCAGCAUCGACCCAGUUCACGCACUGAUCUGAAAGAUUUCUUGAUCAAACCCAUCCAACGCAUCUGUCGGUACCCCCUCUUGCUCAAAGAGAUCCUACGACUAACAAACGAGAAUGAUCCUGAACAUGAGUACAUUAGCCGAGCAUAUCAGUUUAUGAGGGGGAAGGCGCGUGAGAUGGACGAGACGCAGCGAGCCGUAGAGCGCAAGCUCUUGACAGAACAAAUUCUCAGGAAAUUUCCCGAUUCCAGCUUCCCAAAAAAGAUUGGCCCUUCAACUAAAGAACGCCUAGUGGCUGGAAUCGGGGCUUUAAACGAGGUCCAGAAUGGCCACAGCAGCCAGUCUAAUGAGAAUGAGCACGGGAGUGGAGAUGGAAAUGGAAACGUUAUCUGUUCCUACAAUAGUGGUGCUUCAAUCCAUCCUUGUUAUCUUUGCUCAGCAGACGAUAUGCAUUGCGGAAACAGCCGUGCGGCGCCAAAGCAUGUUCCUAGGUCUUCUCCCGAAGGCUUAUCUGACUUUAGUCCUAGUUGUGAGGACGUUGCGCCAACAGUCUUGACAAAAGCCUUUGCUGCAACUCUAGGCUCCAUUGUGCUUGCUGGGGCGCUCGAAUAUGUUAUUACGCCUGAUAUACCGAUCCGACUCAAGUAUUAUGGAUGCUUCCUGUUUAACACUAUGCUAGUUAUUGUCAAGGCUAAGAAAACAAGCCUGUAUGAGCCACGGCAGUGGCUUCCUCUCCGACUCUGCGAAUUGCAUGAGACAACACAACUUGACGGUAUGUGA
This is a messenger RNA of Lobosporangium transversale, 1662 nucleotides long. Its product is annotated as Dbl homology domain-containing protein. Gene Ontology annotation, biological process: intracellular signal transduction. Gene Ontology annotation, molecular function: guanyl-nucleotide exchange factor activity. The record is from RefSeq and is a predicted model, not a curated record. Lineage: Eukaryota; Fungi; Mortierellomycota; Mortierellomycetes; Mortierellales; Mortierellaceae. Bases 1 to 1662 code for a protein of 553 amino acids. The transcript is spliced from 3 exons.